CGGUCAUGGCAAUGUUCCGUAGUCUGGUGUCCUCGUCCUCCCAGCACCGGCAGCAGCAUCAUACUCACCAGAGCCAGUCGUCUCCGUCGUCUGCAGACAGCCUGGAAACGCAGUAUGGCUGCCCCAUCUGCCUGGAGGUGUAUUACAAGCCCGUGGCCAUCGGGAGCUGCGGUCACACGUUUUGUGGCGAGUGCCUGCAGCCAUGUCUUCAGGUCCCAUCCCCGCUAUGCCCUCUCUGUCGUAUGCCAUUUGACCCAAAGAAGGUGGAAAAGGCCUCCAAUGUAGACAAACAGCUCUCUUCAUAUAAGGCUCCCUGCAGAGGCUGCAGUAAGAAGGUGACCCUCGCAAAGAUGCGAUCCCACAUUUCUUCAUGUGCCAAAGUCCAAGAACAGAUGGCCAACUGUCCGAAGUUUGUUCCUGUAGUCCCAACAUCUCAACCUAUUCCCAGUAAUAUUCCAAACCGUUCCACGUUUGUCUGUCCAUAUUGUGGAGCCCGAAACCUGGACCAGCAAGAACUUGUGAAACACUGCAUGGAGAACCACAGAAGUGAUCCCAACAAAGUGGUUUGCCCUAUAUGUUCAGCAAUGCCAUGGGGAGAUCCUAGCUACAAGAGUGCCAAUUUUCUUCAGCACCUUCUUCACCGGCAUAAAUUCUCUUAUGACACAUUUGUGGUAUGUAUAUUCACAAGCAGUGAAAAUAAAGUUCUCAUGUGGUCACUGCACAUUUUACUUUUGUUACCAGAGUUUCACUGGCAUCUGGAGCAAGUCCAAAUAACUUUACAAAAAGAUACUGUAUCUUUCGGUGUUCAGCAGGUAAAUAGAAAGAACAAUACUUACCCUCCUCACUCACCAUUGCUGCUGUUUUGGUGUCAGCCCCAGCUGCAAGCACUUUUAUGUGUCAGCUCAGGGACCUUACUCAGCCACUGAUCAGGAAGGUCCUUGUGACAACCUACCCAAGGAAGUGCUUUCAGCAAGGAUCAACACCAAGAUGGCUGCAGUGGGAGCACAUAGAGGGUAAAUAUAUUUUAUUCCUGGUUCCCACAAUGAAGGAAGCUGCUCUCUCUCUCUCUCUCUCUCUCUCUCUCUCUUUAAGCCUGCAGCCGGUGAGCCACAGGGACUAAAUCCCAGGACAGGUGGGAUGACGUGAUAUCAUUGUGUCAGCCAGUUCGGGGGAUUGCGUGUGUGUGGCUCUUAGGCUGCAGGCCUAAACUGCCUGCAGCCUGUGUGAGUGAAUGGUGAAGAGGACCUUCCAGGACACUGGGCUACCAAUCUAGUGUGUGUAUCCCUGACACCCAGUGCUAAUAAUGCCCCUGCUGUGCAGUCAGUAACUCUAUUGCAGAAUCACUGCAAUUUGCGGUAAAUCACAUAUAGUUUUGCUGCAUAGUGAUUGGCUGUGCAGCAUGGUACCACUGUGUGUGAACUCAGCCUUUAAAGGUUUAUUUUAUUUUUUUAAAUUCAUGCUCAGUCCACUGUAUUUGCUUUUACUCUGAUCUCGUGUGUUGUAGGAUUACAGCAUCGAUGAAGAAGCAGCAUUACAAGCAGCACUUGCUCUGUCGCUGUCAGAAAACUGAAGAUUUCUGUUAGACGCAAGGUUUCCCUGCGUUGUCACCCACGAUCGAGGCUUGUACAUUCCUUCCAAAACUAGCUAAUCACUUUUUCCUUUUCCCCAUGCCUUUCUCUAGUAGUGUUUUUAUUAGUAAGGUGGAAUCUUUUAAGAAUUGCCAAGUUAAAUUUUUGGGCCGGAUCUGUGUCUUGGUGCAAUCAGCUAGGGAAGCAGGAAUGAGGUGCCAACCACUACUGCUUCUCUAGUUUUAUUUAGUUUUUUUGUUGGUUUUUUUUAUACUUAUUUUAUUGUGGCACUUUCUAGAAGUAAAAAGAGUUUUUACAAUGAAUAUUGAGUAUAUGGGAGAUGGGAUCAAAGGUAAUAAGGACUCUGAGUAUUCAUCAGUAGAUGAAUAGAAAAGCAGAUUGGAUGGUGGUUAGGCCUCAGCAUUUGACUGCUGGCAUAUAGGCUUUGCCUAUGUUUCCAUAGAUCACUUAAAUCUUUUACUAUUUUUCCUUUGGACUCAUGGUAGACAGAAGCCGUGAUUUAGAGCUUUACACUAUACAGUGUAAAAAAUGGUACAUAUUUGUAGAUUUACAAACUUAAUAUAGUUAUUGAUGUAAAUCUGAACUCUAUAAUAAAGACAAGGAGAACAAAUAGAGGCCAAAAACUCGGUGUGAAGACAAACCUAACCAGCACUUUAUAUUUCUUUAUAUUAAACAUUUUUUGUAUAGAUCUAGAGGGAGAAGUUAAAGAAAUGAACCGUAUUCAACUUGUAGGAAUGUAACAGCAUAAGGUGAAAAGGGACCUUUGUGCUUUAAAAAGCAUUAGAUCAUUUAUAUUCUGCAUCAUAGAACUGUUUAAAGUUUACAUAUAUAGUUUAAUGUAUAAAAUGUGAUUUUCUAUGUGGGUAAGUUAGGAGCAUAUGAUGACAUCGAAUUUUCGGUAGCUUUUGUUUUGCAACCAUUUUAUUGCUCUGCUGCAUCUGAAGUAAAGCAACUUUGCAACUUCUGUCACCUACUUUCACCAACCUACCAAAUGUUACCAAGACGUUGGAGACCAUGGAAAGAGAGUUUUGUGUAGGAGCUGUACAUAUAAAAUGGUAGAUUACAACUUCUUUACAGAAUGAUGUCUUCUUUCAUAUGCAUUGGAACAAUAAACAUGGUUGCAGAGUUUAUUCAUCGUGUUCCACUACGGUGGAAGUGCUGUCUAAAGUGCUGGCACUAACAAAUAGUCCAAUUGGAUAAAAAUUGACCCCUGUAUGAAGAACCUUUUCUAGAGAAUUCGUAAAAUGUGGCUGUUGAAUCUUUCCAAAUUUGUAUAUUGUUGAAUAUUGGCAGGGAAUAAAACUAGCAAAUUCUGUGAAGCUUCCACCUUGAUGCAGCUGCUGUACCACUGUGUGGGUGAGUGUAUCUGUACUUCGGUGAACCGGUAACCCUGGACUGUAAAUCCAAAAUCCGGGAGAGGUAACUAUGUAAUUUCUGAUGUACAAUGUACCUCUAGUGGGGGUUAAAGUGUAACUCCACCGAUUACUAACAUAAAACCUGUACAAGACUUAGGCUCGAUCACACAUGUACAAGACUUGAUUCACACAGUGCAAAAUAAAAGCUGUGCUGUGAUUGGUUACUGUGGGCAACACAGUUUUUUUUUUUUUUUUUUUUUUUAGGUGUUUUUAAACAGUUUCAUAAAUUUGCCCGAAUGUGAUAACUUGACAGCCUCUUUUCCAUAGACUUGAAAAGAACAUACUAUUAGAUUAAUAAAACUGCCACUUUUUAUUUUACUCAGUGUGGAUCCGGUUUUAAAUAUACGCAUUUACAAGUUUAGAAGAUGUCCCUAGCUGAUGGAGAUCCUCUUCACCCAUUGUCUACAUUAUAGAUUGUAUAAUUACGUGUGACACUAGAUAGGAGUGGAGCUACCCUUAUGUGUGGAUACAGCAGCUGACACCUCUUUUCUCUGGGUGAUCCUGGUGUGGGGUUCUUGAGUGGUGGAGUACUCUCUAGAACACUGCAGGAAUCAUUUUUCUCUCUGUUUCCACACACUGUUGGCGUUGUCCUUUUUUUGCAGAAGGAAAAAAAAGUCUAUUGAUGUGAUGGGCUUUAGUCCUGGUGCUUUUAAUCCAGUGGCCUAAACAAAAGCAGAAAAAGAAAAACAAUGUGGCAGCUUUCUUUUAGAUAUAGCACCACCCUUGCCCAUGGGCUUUGUCUGAUAUCGCAGCUUUGCCCUAUUCUUUUCAAUGCAGCAGUAUCCGCUGCCUCUGGACAAGUGAGGCACUAAUUCUGGAAGGCAGCAGCCAUGCUUAUCUGAUCUCUGACCUAUCAGAGUAAGAAGAAACCUAAAAAGGUUGUCAUGUGCUGUGCUUUGGACCAAUGCACUAAUUCCUUACACAUAGAUCAGUCUUUGACACAUCAGAGCAUACACUGUCAAUAAACACCAGCUAACAGUAAUGCAUCAUGUAAAAAAGUAAUAAACUUAGAAUAUCUAUGUAAAAAAAAAGCCAUUUCCAGUGAAGUCUUUGUAACUUUGUGCCCGGCUGCCAGAAAACUGAUCAAUCCAGAUCCCAGUACUC
Hyla sarda is the source of this 4108-nucleotide messenger RNA. RefSeq names its product ring finger protein 166 (gene RNF166). NCBI's taxonomy places the organism in Eukaryota, Metazoa, Chordata, Amphibia, Anura, Hylidae. Gene Ontology annotation, biological process: ubiquitin-dependent protein catabolic process; protein polyubiquitination. Gene Ontology annotation, molecular function: ubiquitin protein ligase activity. Bases 6 to 926 code for a protein of 306 amino acids. The record is from RefSeq and is a predicted model, not a curated record. The transcript has 5 exons.